Messenger RNA from Nycticebus coucang (slow loris), 4307 nucleotides. It is a transcript of the gene ZNF365, whose product is annotated as zinc finger protein 365. The record is from RefSeq and is a predicted model, not a curated record. The coding region runs from base 281 to 1504 and encodes 407 amino acids. Gene Ontology annotation, cellular component: centriolar satellite. Gene Ontology annotation, biological process: regulation of DNA strand resection involved in replication fork processing; regulation of neuron projection development; telomere maintenance. Lineage: Eukaryota; Metazoa; Chordata; Mammalia; Primates; Lorisidae. The transcript has 5 exons.
CCGGCGGAAGCCGCCGCAGCCCCGGCACCGCGGCGCUCCAGGCCUCCCACCCCGCCCCCGGGCACGCGGUGUCCCGGCGGCCUCGAGCGCGUCCCCGCCCGCUGGCUCGCACCACGCUCCGCCCUGGACGCCGCUGGUCCCGGCGCCGAGGUGCGGCGCGGGGGGGAGCCGGCCCCGCUCAGCCUGAUUUACGGCUCUGCUGAAAACCGCUUCGCUCCCGCGGCGUCAGCACCGGCGGCGGCGGCUGCAGCGGCAGCAACAAGUCGGGACUUUUAGAGUAAUGCAACAGAAGGCUUUUGAGGAAAGCAGAUAUCACUGGCAGGAAUCCUUUGAGAAUGUUGCUGUGUGCCUGCCAUUCUGCUGCCCGAGGUGUGGAGACCAUACUAGAUUUAGAAGCUUGUCGUCCUUGAGGGCCCAUCUGGAAUUCAGUCACAGCUACGAAGAAAGAACCCUCUUGACAAAAUGCAGCCUCUUCCCAUCCUUCAAAGACACAGACCUAGUCACUUCCUCAGAACUGCUGAAACAGGGAAAAUUGCAGGGCAGUGGCAACGUGGUGAAGCAGAAACCGAGCUAUGUUAACUUAUACAGUGUUUCGCAUGAACACUCCAAGGACAGGAAGCCAUGCGAGGUGGUGGCAGAGAGGCCUGUGUCCUACGUGCAGACGUACACUGCCAUGGACUUACGCGCAGACUCGUUGGAUGGACCACGGUCAAGUCCUGGACUUCCCACCUCAGACACCAAAGCUGCUUUUGAAGCACAUGUUAGAGAAAAAUUCAAUCGGAUGAUGGAGGCGGUGGAUAGGACCAUCGAGAAGAGAAUCGAUAAACUCACCAAAGAGUUGGCCCAGAAAACGGCUGAACUGUUGGAAGUUCAGGCAGCUUUUGUGCAGCUGACUCAGAAAAAGCAGGAAGUUCAGAGACGAGAGCGAGCUCUGAACAGACAGGUGGACGUGGCCGUGGAAAUGAUAGCUGUGCUGAGGCAGCGCCUGAUGGAAUCCGAGGAGGAGCUUCUGAGGAAAGAAGAAGAAGUUGUCACCUUCAACCAUUUCCUGGAAGCAGCAGCUGAGAAGGAGGUUCAAGGGAAAGCUCGGCUCCAGGACUUUAUUGAGAAUCUGUUGCAACGUGUGGAACUGGCGGAGAAACAGCUGGAGCACUAUCAAAGCCAGCAGGCCUCUGGCUUUGGCUGUGACCGCAGUGGGCAUGUGCUUACAGAUAUCUCCUCAAAUAGGAAACCCAAAUGCCUCAGCCGAGGACACCCACAUUCGGCAUAUAACCACCCUGAUCUCAAGACCCAUUUCCAUCCAAAAGGAAGGAACUACCUGAAAAAAGCCAAGGAUGACAGAGCCAGCAUGCAGCCUGCCAAGUCCAUUUAUGAGCAGGCCGAGUCCUCAAGAGAACUCUGCAAACCGCCAAAGAAAGGGGAGCUUCUGGGGUUCAGCCGGAAAGGCAACAUCAGGCCCAAAAUGGCUAAAAAAAAGCCAACAGCUAUUGUGAACAUCAUCUGAAAGGGUGGGUUGCUCUGGACCGUCAUCGCUGGGCAUUGAGGAGUGUUGUUCCAGGAGCCAACACUAGUGUCCUUUUGGAUACAUCCCAUAGUAGGACACAUUGGAUUAGCAAAGAGCUUAACACAUGCAGGCACCUUGAUUAACUGGAAAGUAACACAUGGUAAACUCAGUGAGCCAGAAUUUUAUUAGAACCCCCUUUUAGAAGCUUGCAAAUUUUAGAAAGAAUGAAAAAAUGAAGGUUUUAGUAAAACUAAGAUCCAGCUCCUAAAAUAAUCGGCCCAGUCUCCAGUGGUUUUGGCACCUAGGCCUCUAUGCAGUGGUCAUUAAUUCUCAGGAUCAAGGCCACACAAGAUGUCAGGCAUUGGGGGAAAAUUCGUCUGUGCCCACUGCUCUCUAAAUUGUGAGGCAAGGAAUCAGAGUAUAAAGUUCUGUUAACAGCAGUGAAAUGAAAAUAUUUGUGUUCAUUUUUAGCCAUCCCCUCAGUUAAUUUGAAAUCCUCUAAGGCAGCAGUUCUCAACCUGUAGGUCGCGACCCCUUUGUAACAAUGAAAAUACAUCCUGCAUAUCAGAUAUUUACAUUAUGAUUCAUAACAGUAGCAACAUUACAGUUAGGAAGUAGCAACGAAAAUAAUGUUAUGGUUGGGGGUCACCAUAACAUGAGGGACUGUAUUAAAGGGUCGCGGCAUUAGGAAGGUUGAGAAUCACUGCUGUAAGGAUUCUGGUUAAUCAAGAUUUCCAUCUUUGGUUGCUAAAAGGACUUGUUCAGUCAGACUUCAGUUCUCAUUUCCAUGGACUGUUUUCCAGUUUAAUUGAGGGAUUUUUUUGGUGCCCUAACUGCAUGUCUAUUCAGAUUUGGGCACACCUCUGCUGUCUUUUUGGCUGUUUUCCAUCCUUCGACCGUGCCACCAGCCUCUAUCUUACAGUCGCUUCAGCCGCGAUGGUUGUGGAGGCCAGUUCCCAGCAUUGCCGCAGCAUCCAGUGGUCAGAAUGCCAGCGGAUCGCGCACGUGGGGCCUCACAACCAUCGGAAGCGCUGUGGCUGUUAUUUGGCACUUUCCUAGAAGCGCCUUCCCUGGCAGUGUCAGCAGCUGGCUCUCUCAGCUGCGGACUUGACUUUAUCUCCCCUGGCUUAACUUUUCCACUCAGCAGCUCACUUCGCCUCCUGCUGCUUUUGCUCUUUCAUGACAAAAAUACACAUUCUUACCUUUCAACCAGGUAUCUGGAGUGUUCACUGUACACUCUAAAGUCAUUUCCAAAAUAAGCCAUGCAUGUGGGAGCCAGAGUCUGACACUGUCCUCCCUUCCUGCUGCCCUAAGAUGGCUUUUGUUUCCGCAAAGUCCUGUUAAGAAAUUCCUGCUGUCUGAUUUUCCUCAAGAAUAAAUUCACAGGUUAUUUUUUACCUUAAAUUUAACAAUGUCAUCAGAUUUUAUACAGAGUUUAAAAGUGUUGACAUCCUUCUGGAAACAAGAAUAAAUCUAUCCACAAAUAAUUCAUACAUAUAUAUAAUAUAUAUAGCAUAAAAAUAUAUAUGUCAAGCAUAUUAAUUUAUUUUUAAAUACUCAUGGAGAAAGUGUGUGUUUGUGGUGAGUGGUUUUUAAGCUAUAUACUUGGGUUCUGUAAAUUGAAUUCUCUUAAUUUAUAAAUUAAAACUCUAAUAGUAGAAUUAUGAUUGUUGUUGCAAUAAGCAUCAGAUUAGCAAUGCAUUAAAAAUAGAUACUUAAGCAGUUACUUAAAAUGCCAGUCAAUUGAAAAGUGUAACUUAUUAUACAAAUAUUUUGAACCUAUCAUAGUAAAAUGUUGAUUUUUGAACCGUCACUUUGACUUUUGGCCUAUGGGGGUGGACCAUUCAUGUGAUGUAUAGGCAACUAUCAACUGGGAAGAAAAAAACACUGCUGUGAAUAUCACUGUGUAGGCUAGCAUUGUAAAAAUUGUAAUGUUAUAAUUAUUUAUUUGGAGAAUUAACCACCUCCAGAUUUAUUUAUUAUUGAUGCUUAUAUCAUGAUUGCACUUUUGCCUUUUACAUACUGAAAACAUGACUUGUUAGUUGUAUUGCAUGCUCUUUGUUCCGUAAUGCGUGUGCAAUGACAACAACUUGUUUUUAAAGAUGGUAUAGCCAGAGUUUUGUUCUGUUUUAUUUAAAGUAACUGACAUUUCUUAUUUCCAUUUAACAUGCCUAAAGGGCAUGGCAGCGCUCUUUGACAUUGGUACCCAGUGAUCUCCAGAAAGCAACAUAGUAUCAUACAACUGUAUCUAUAUUAUAUACAGAACAUUAUUUUCAUAUUUACUAUAUUAAAACACUUGAGUUCCCACUAAGUUUUGAUACCCCACCCAAUAUAAGGAAAUGUAUGUGUUGUGCCUCCUUAGAGACAUAAAUUUACUGUUGAAAUACGGGAGCUGGCUCGCUCAGAAGGAUACUCCUAAUUAUAUACUGUGGCCUGAGCUGGGUGCCAUGUCCUAUUUAUGUCUUAUUUUUAAAUAUUUUCUUUGUCCACAUGGACAGUCAACCUUAGAGGUAGGGCAGUUGCUUUUUUGAAGAAAUCACCAAAGUUUCUGGGAAAACAUGUUCAAGGUUAAACUGAAGAAUAGAUCUCAUUUUAUCAUUUGUUUUGUAAGGAGGAAAUCUUCAUUUGGACUGUUCUUUUUCUUUGUCAAACUAGGUUAUCGAUCCUUAUGUGCAGAGUUCAGAUUGCUUAGACACUGUUUUCCAGUAUUCUGCAGGGCCGGUGAGUUGUACAGAAGUUGGAAUAUUCUGUUCCCAGAAUUUAAAAAUGUUUUUAGAUUAUGAAAUAUUAUAAUAAAGCUAUA